Molecule: messenger RNA, 2561 nt
Organism: Ceraceosorus guamensis
Lineage: Eukaryota; Fungi; Basidiomycota; Exobasidiomycetes; Ceraceosorales; Ceraceosoraceae
Product: MFS general substrate transporter
Exons: 4
Coding region: 340-2193 (617 amino acids)
Biological process (GO): transmembrane transport
Molecular function (GO): transmembrane transporter activity
Source: RefSeq, a predicted model, not a curated record
AUUUAUCAUAGCGGGCGCGGGUACCAAUCCUUAAGGUAUCCACGAUCUCUCGACCCCCUGUUUCGACCUCAACGACCUUCGCUCGCCCCUCAAAGUUUGGGCUACGGUAUCGUGAUGGGCUGGCCAGACUGAAACAGCUUCAACAACAUUCAUCCAGUCCUCGAUUCUUGCAAGCCUCAACUUCCUUUGCUCAUCUCGAAAACGUUUUUGGAAACAUCUCGUCGACCACUGAGCCUUUCGCAUCUUUAGAGCGCAGCACGCCUCGCAGAAUUAGCACGCUUCCAGGCAGGCAUCUUGCUGCAGGCAGACAUCUGUCGAGCUGCUUGCACUCCCGCGACGAUGUCCUUAUCCCGAAGUUCCUCAACUUCCUCUCGACGAGGGCGGCAAGGGGCGGUCUCUAUCUCUCGCCAUGUUCCAGACAGCUCCGUGAGCCCAACACGCACUGCAGCGUCACCCAGUCGCGACGCCUCGCCAAAUGGCGGAUCCACGACGGUCAACUCGCUGUAUCACUUGCAAUCUUCCAAUUUGAAAGAGAAGCUCGAUCAGCCUCACGACGACGCGCCACCUGGCGUUACGUUUGCAGAUGUGAACGAUGAACAGAUCAGAAGGUCUCCUGAUGCGGUGGAGGACGCUGUGGGCAGCCAGCUCGAAGAUGGUGCCAACGAUGUCAAGACAGAAUCAUCAGAUGGCGGACUUCCAGCGCGCAAGAAGCGCAACCCGCACCUCGUCAGCUUCGAGUAUCUCGACAAGGAAGAUCCGAGGAACCUUGGUAUAUGGCGGAAAUGGUCUAUCCUGGGCAUUGCAUUUGCGCUGGAGACAUGGGCGAACGUCGCCUCUUCAAUGGUCGCUCCUGGAAUCGAAGGGAUGGCUGACGAUCUCAACGUUUCGGUCACCAAGGCGCGCGUCACGCAAGCGGUCUUUCUGUACGGCUUCGCUGUCGGCGCUGUGGUGACCACACCCGUCUCGGAAGACUAUGGACGUCGGCCGACAGUCUUUGGAUUUUCUCUUCUCCUGGCCAUCUUUCAAAUCCCGUGUGCCUUGGCGCCCAACUUUGCCACUGUGGUCGCAUUCCGACUCUUGUCUGGCUUCGUGGCAAGCGUGGCAUUCACCUCGGUUGGUGUGAUCAACGACUUGUUCGAGGCAGACAAUCAAGGCUGGGCUGUCAACACGUUUGCCAUAUCUGCCGAAGCAGGGGCAGUCAUUGGGCCAGUGAUUGGCGGCUACUUGUUCGAAGCUGCUGGAUGGAGAUGGAUCUUUGGCCUGCUGGGUCUGGUACAGGCUCUCCUGAUCGUCCUAUACUUUUUCGGCGUCCCAGAGACGAGAGCGGGAAUCAUUCUUGCCAAGCGCGCCAAGCGCAAACGGUCGGAGACGGGUGACGACCGAUGGUUUGCCAAGCAUGAAGAGGAUAGGAAAGCACACACGGCCGCUGUUCUCAUUAGGGAGACUGUCACCAGACCCUUGUUCAUGCUCUUCACCGAGCCCAUCGUAUUCUGGUUCGCUCUGUUUGAUGGAUUCAACUACGCCAUCGUAUACCUCUUUCUCGAGGCAUUCGCACUCAUCUACGGCCAGUACAAUUUCAGCAUCGGCGCCCAAGGCUUGCCGUUCCUGGGAGUUCUGGUUGGAUUCCUGAUAGCCUACUUUGGAUACCCAACACAGAUGGCGUACGAGCGUCGUUCGCGCUCCCGCAACGAUGGAGUUCUGCUACCCGAAGCGCGUCUAGCUUGGAGUCUUCCCGGAGGUGUGCUCUUUGCCGGGUCGCUUUUCUGGUUUGCAUGGACCAGCAUACCGUCGAUCCAUUGGAUUGUGCCGACGCUAGCAGCGGGUCUAUUUGGCGUAUCCAGUCACAUCAUCUUCAUCGCGGUUUCGGAUUACACCAUCGAUGCGUACGGUCCCUUUGCAGCCUCGGCCGUCGGAGCGCAGAGCCUUUUGAGAGAAAUCCUUUCCGGAAGCGUUACUCUCGUGGCUGAGCCCAUGUACCACAACCUGGGCUACCAAUGGGCAUCCUCUCUUUUGGGUUUCAUCGCUGUCCUCUUGGCUUUUGUGCCUCCCAUCCUCUUUUGGUUCGGAUCCAGCAUCCGCAAGCGGUCCAGCUUCGCUCAAGAGAUUGCUGCAGCAGAAGAACACGCCAAAAGGGAAGCUCAGAUUGCCAAGAUGGUCUACACUAGAAGCUUGUCCAUCGCCCCUCAAGCAUGAUGUGCGAGGCUCGUCGAUCUCUGAACCUUGUAACUGGGCACAGUCCGGCCAUCCACCAUCUCAAGAUUUGCACCCCUCUUUGGUGAUGGUGGCGUACAACGAAUUGAGUUCUUCUUGUCACGAAUACAAUAGAAAGAUCUCAGCAUCGAUCCGAUACAAGAUAUCCACCGUACAUCAAAGAUUAUGUAGAGCGCACACUCAAAAUCAACAUGCACGAACCUAAGCACCACGCCGGGCGGCCCAUCGUGCGGCCAGCGAUUCAUAUCUACUCUUCAAGAUUAUUGAUGCCAUGCUUUACUUCAUAUCAAAGAUAGAGUUCGAGUCAAAGUAGAACGAUGCUUUCGUCUUAAUCAAAAUUUCAAUAUUCG